AUUGUAGCUGAGAGAGAGAGCAGCCCUCCUGCAGCCUGUGAGCCCACCACCACCAUGGAUGUCAAACUGCUGGCACUGAUGGCUCUGCUGGCCGUGGCCACACAUACACCAGCCUGCAGCGCGAAGCCCAUCAGUCUGGUGGAGCGGUGUUGGUGUCGUUCCACCCUCAACACGGUUCCCCAGCGCUCCAUCAAAGAGCUCAAGUUCCUCCACACGCCCAACUGCCCCUUCCAAGUCAUUGCCAAACUGAAGAAUAACAGGGAAGUCUGCAUCAACCCAGAGACCAAGUGGCUGCAGCAGUACCUGAAGAACGCCAUCAACAAGGUGAAGAAAUCCAGGAGACGCAACAACAAGAAGAACUAAACACAAGGGAAGACGUGUGCGUCGCCAGGCCUGUGCCGAACCUGCAGUAUACACCUCCCUGCUACGGAUGCAUGUAAACACGCUGUAUGUACCCGUCCACCUCCCUGGACCACUCGCAGAAACCAGCACUUCACCACCAAACCGUGCCGUCCCCAUGCAGCACCACCACCGACCCCUCCGGACGCUCUGUGUCAGCACCGAAUGCAAAUACACCUCGGAAUGACGGGAUGCAUGUUAAUGUCAGAUAUACAGUAUGAGUGUGUGUAUGUUUGUAUGCUGGGCUAAUGGCAUGAGAGUGUGUGUGUCUGUGUGUGUGAGAAUGUGCUUCACAUGAACUAACUCUGACUGUGUGUGUAUUGUAUUUUGUAACUUCACACGCCUAUAAAGGAACAAACUGAGCUUUCUGUCGCACACGCAGGGUUUUGUGGGUAAUGUUACCUUCAUGGUCCAGAUCUGGUUUGGCAAACAGGAGAAGUGUUUCAUUUAGGGAAAUCUGCCAAGUGAAAACAAUCGGUUUUAUUUACAACAAUACAAUUACCUCAACUUUUGACUGGUGACGGUGGCAUUACUCCAAGACCAAGGGGUCAUGUGGCAGACUGAGACGCUGGCCCGUGGGGUUUCCCUCCCCAAAGUGGCGACCAAUCAGAGCUGGUCGUGCUACCACAUGGUCUUGCGUUGUCUUUGAGCUUGCUGCAUGAACGAAACAGAGAUGGAGCUCAGGCAAACUGUUUAUGAAACAAGCACUGAUCUUAUGGUGCUAUAUAUAUAUGUAUCCAGUAUAGAGGGUCAGAGCCUUUGAUAUACUGAAAGUGUAGUUCACUGUUUAUCUUAUGCAAGAUUUGAGGCGGGAUGCUGUGACUUCAAUGUCUUAUAGGAAACCUGUCACAGGAAAGUUAAAGCGCUGUUGAUGGAGUGAGAAGUGAAAAGGGAAAUGGGGAGGUGAUGCAUAACGAAGGCCAUGUUGUACCGAUUAAGAUGACACUUAUCACAAGAACAUGAACAUAUGAGAAAACAAAAGCCAAAUAUUGAUUCAUUUAAAUAUGAAUCAUGAAGAAACAGGUGAAAGUGUAACUUUCUAUUUCAUUUAUUUCUAGAUUCAGGUAGAAGAGCUACAUCCACAUUACUAUACAUUUUAGUUGCAGCGAUCUUCGUCCGCAAGAGGGUUUUGGCUCCGUAUCAGUAUUAGUCCCGGUCCAUCCUAACACGCCUGCAAAAGCAUAUCACGUGACCACUAACGAACACUGGACAGGCGCAUCCUGCUCAAGUCCAAAGAAAACGGGAAUUGUCGCAGAUUGCUCGUAACAACUCGUCUUCUGCACGUGUAUCGUUAUAUGGUCAGCAACACUCACACCAAUGCUAAAGCUGGUCGUUUUCUUCAUGCAAUGGGAGCCUGACGAAUCAGCCAUGGCUAUACAUCGUGACUGAAAAGAUCCAAUCAGCAAGCGCUUGUGAGUGACUCCGUCAAUGUUCCCAAUCAUUCGGUUUCUGCUCGUCUAAACUGAAACGCAGCCCUGGAGUUUUCAAACUAAAUUGAGGCCGGCAGCGUUAUAUAUCUCGAUUGUAGCCGCUCUAAAAUUCUGGAGUAAUUUGUCCAUAUCACAGUUGAUGUGUUUCCAAUUGAAAUCAUAGUAAUGUGGAUGUAGCCUGAUCUGAAGACUUUUUUUUACACCUUAUCAAAGGGGCAGGAGUAAAUGUCCUGACAACAUUUAAUGCCAGUAUUUUCGUACCAACACCUGUCCUGGGUAGGAAUGGAAAGCUAAAUUAUCAUAAAGAACGUAAAGCUGAAUGAUAAAUGUCACAAAGGGAAUUCUCACGGUGGCAAAGUAGUGAAAGCUGUUUUUUUAAUCAUCCUUUCUUAUAUAUAUUUAAGCCACUUUAUUAUCAGAUGUGUCUUUUAUAUGUAAUGCUUUUAUUUUUAUAUUGUGUAUAAUUUUACUAAAUGUUUUUUAAUGCAAUGUAAAGUAGGCAGUUACUACUAAAUGAAGGCGAUUCCAUAAAAUGCAAAACAAAAGAAACGGCAUUAAACUUCAUUUUCAAGAUUUCAUGAAAUAUUUCACUCAUGUGUAAUGGUCUGUUUGCAAUAUGGUAAACACAGAGUACAAUGCAUUCAAGCUCCAAAGGAUACAAAUGCCAUCUAAUAACUUUUUUUUAAUACAAAGAUCAAACAACAUAUAAAAUAUUGUCUUUCUGGUUUUGUUUUCAACCGAAUAAAAUCUGCUCCGGCCAACACGCAGUGCUAGAAAACAAAAAGGCAGCUGUCAGUGAGUUACAGGAGGAACCAUUCAGCUCGGCCGUGCCCCUCCGACACUUGAUUCGAUUUUUUGCUGCCUUACUGAGGUUGAUGUAUGAUGUGUCAAUAGAGCCACUGAGCCAAAACAGAACAAAACCUUUGAGCGGAGCCGACAUGUGCUUCCAAUCUGGACACUCCCAGCGUCCCACAGGCCUUCUUCCAAUCUCACUCAGCUGCUGCCACUACACAAAAUUAGGGCCCAAUUUUCUUCCCAUAAAAAUUGUGAUCGAAGUCCUGAUGCGUGUCGUAAUGGUUCUUGUUUAGAUUCCCUUUGUUUUUUUGUGGCCAAUUUUGAAAUCUUUUUCAGUUGAUGGUUCAAUGGUCAUCCAAGUGUAACUUAUUUCUCAUUCAUGCGAUGGAAGUUAAUGGACAUUGAUUUUAUAUCAUUUCACUCAUUUGUUGACGUCCAUUGCCACAGUUACAUCUAGAAAAAGAUUGGAUGGUCAUUUCUGUAAAGCUCCACUUUUCUAAUAUAUAUGUGAUUAUUAUCUCAAUUAGAAGAAAUUACAUCAUUGAAGUAGUAAACAUUUCAUUUAUGAUUUAUGUGAUUAGACACGACAAGUAAUUAGUUGUACUAAACGACAAGUGUUUUUUUCAUAGUUGUGUGGUCCCAUUUAACCCCUGCAUUGUCAGAGCCAACUUCAUCAAACAUCCACUGUGCAAAGUGUUCACUACCAUUAAACUACUGUAUCAGCCAAACAUACAGAAAACUUUACUAACAUGCACAUUUACCAGCGAAUUGAAUUUAUAUAGAAAAUAUAUGUAUGAGUGUAAAUUUUUGACCAAAUGUUCACCACAGUUUUACACGACAAAACGUUUAAUCGGCAUUAGUGUGUGGAUAAAUGACCAGAGUGGGAGCAUGUGUUCUGCUUCGGAGCCCGAGACAAUGUGAAAUAACUUCUCCCUCUUUUGAGGCAGCUUCUGACACAUAUUCUUCAUAUACCUGAGAUGUACUGAGACAUUACCCUGUGUAUUUUUAGUGAUUAUAAACCAAGAGGCAAUGUUUUUAGCUUUGAUACUCAAGCCCUUUUUCAAUAAAGUCAUAUGAAA
Molecule: messenger RNA, 3703 nt
Organism: Platichthys flesus (European flounder)
Lineage: Eukaryota; Metazoa; Chordata; Actinopteri; Pleuronectiformes; Pleuronectidae
Gene: cxcl12b
Product: chemokine (C-X-C motif) ligand 12b (stromal cell-derived factor 1)
Exons: 4
Coding region: 55-363 (102 amino acids)
Biological process (GO): immune response; defense response; positive regulation of cell migration
Cellular component (GO): extracellular region
Molecular function (GO): chemokine activity; chemoattractant activity
Source: RefSeq, a predicted model, not a curated record